GUAGUAUAUAUUAAUGCGUAACCCCAUUCUUAAAUUUCAUUCCCAACUUUGGAAGUCUUGUUAUAUAAUCUCCACAUCAAAUAGAAGGAAAUUAUUUUGUUUCAUUUGUGAAAAAUGGCAGCAGCAACUUGUAUUGAUAUUAUUGUGGCAAUUAUUUUGCCCCCUCUUGGAGUCUUCCUCAAGUUCGGCUGCAAGCAUGAGUUCUGGCUAUGUUUGCUGCUGACCCUUCUCGGUUAUAUUCCUGGGAUCAUAUAUGCUGUCUACGCCAUCACCAAGAACUAGUUUUUACCACGGUGUGAGAUGCAAAAGAUAGAGCCUCUUGUUGGUUGAUGUGUGUUGACUGUGCGAUUUUUCUAGAGAUGUCUUCAGUCUUUACUCAUAAAUGCUUACAAAAUAUUGUGAUUGUGUUUGGAUUUUUUUUCAAUGUAAAGUCUCUUGAAUUCUUAGGGGAUUUCAUUUUACAUCGUCGAAAUAUUGUAAUGUUGUCGUGUAGUGGUUUAUUUUAUUGUUUUGGUGUUGUAUCAUUUCAUGCAGCUGUAGAAAAAAGUGACUAUUUGUUAAAUUAAUUUAUGUUUGCAAUUUUUAUGAUUA
Salvia miltiorrhiza (redroot sage) is the source of this 591-nucleotide messenger RNA. RefSeq names its product hydrophobic protein LTI6B. The record is from RefSeq and is a predicted model, not a curated record. Bases 115 to 282 code for a protein of 55 amino acids. Gene Ontology annotation, cellular component: membrane. The transcript is spliced from 3 exons. NCBI's taxonomy places the organism in Eukaryota, Viridiplantae, Streptophyta, Magnoliopsida, Lamiales, Lamiaceae.